Messenger RNA from Tripterygium wilfordii, 1017 nucleotides. RefSeq names its product RNA-binding protein Y14-like. Gene Ontology annotation, cellular component: nucleus; cytoplasm; exon-exon junction complex. NCBI's taxonomy places the organism in Eukaryota, Viridiplantae, Streptophyta, Magnoliopsida, Celastrales, Celastraceae. The transcript has 4 exons. Gene Ontology annotation, biological process: RNA splicing. Bases 79 to 681 code for a protein of 200 amino acids. The record is from RefSeq and is a predicted model, not a curated record. Gene Ontology annotation, molecular function: mRNA binding.
AAGAAAAAAGGAAACUGGGUCACUGAACAACCCAAUUCCACUUCUCUAUAGAGACUUGCGAGAGAGGAAGAGGAGAGUAUGGCAAGCGUAGACGUGGAGGCGGUGGACUUCGAGGCGGAGGACGACGACCUCAUGGAUGAGGAUUUGGACGCGGCGGCGGAAGGCUCUCCACGAGCACCACUUCCGAAGCUCAAGUCUGCCAUCACUGGUGGGGCCUCAUCCUCCACCCCUAAGAAGACUAAAGGCCGUGGUUUCAAAGAAGAGGCUGAUGCCGACCGCCAGAAUCGGCUAGCAGCACGCGACUUCGACUCUCUCGCUUCCGAUGGCGGUCCUGGCCCCAUGCGAUCCAUUGAGGGAUGGAUUAUAUUGGUGACUGGAGUUCAUGAGGAGUCACAGGAGGAUGAUUUGCAAAAUGCAUUUGGUGAGUUUGGAGAGAUCAGGAAUUUGCACUUGAAUCUUGAUCGCCGCACUGGGUUUGUGAAGGGUUAUGCAUUGAUUGAAUACGAGAACUUUGAGGAAGCUCAGAGCGCGAUAGCUGCGAUGAAUGGUACAGAACUCCUUACACUGACUAUCAAUGUUGAUUGGGCCUUCAGCAAUGGUCCUAGUAAUGGACCUUACAGGAGAAAGAACAUGAGGCCUGCGCGUUCACAUCGAUCAAGGAGUCCAAGGAGGAGAUACUAGUGUAUGACCAUUGGGGAGAUGAAGAAGAACGUCGUUGAUGAAUGGGUCUGUUAUUGCGAUGAAAGCUUGCAGCCAAGCUUGUGCCUCAUUGGAUUUCUUAUAUUUUCUUAGGAUAUUUGACUUACAUGUUAUUUUAUUGCAUUGUGCUAAGCCGUGUCUUCGGAAUUUUUUUUUUUUGAAUUUUAAUGGUGGGCUUUUCUUGUUUAUAGUCAAGGACUUGAAAAGAAUGGUAAUUUACUUACCAAAAAAAAUGAGUUGUAACUUCUGACAAUAUAGCUCACCCUUCCAUUUACAUUGACAUUGUAAGAAUAUUUCGUGUUGGCCAUUACCGUCAAA